Ceraceosorus bombacis is the source of this 2599-nucleotide messenger RNA. NCBI's taxonomy places the organism in Eukaryota, Fungi, Basidiomycota, Exobasidiomycetes, Ceraceosorales, Ceraceosoraceae. The record is from the annotation of a GenBank genome assembly.
AUGUCGGGCUUCGACAGCGGCAGGCUGUUCAGCGCUCAGGUGCUCGCCGGCUCCGAAGCGUCUCGAGCACCCGACGCACCAGCGCAGACCGAACAGUCGCUGUACGAGUUUGUGCAACGAUUCCGCACGGGCAACAACGACUACAUCUACAGGGACAGGCUUAGAGCGAAUCUGCUGGCAAAGCAAAACGUCCUCGAAGUCACGUUGGAGCAUGUCCAGCUAUGGAACGCUACGCUGGCUCAGGCCAUGCGCCAGACGCCAAACGAGAUCCUGCCAUUGGUGAGUGGGGGAGUGUGUGUGUGUGUGUGUGUGUGUGUGUGAGGGGAUGGCAUGUAUGCUACGUAUCGAUGCGCGCAAGGUGGACGAAUGCUCAUGCCGCACACCGCACACCGCACGCCGUACGCAGUUCGAGUCGGCGGUGAAGCGAGCAGCGCGGGGCAUUCUGCAUCCCAUCUCUACCGGCACAGAUCGAGGCAGACCAGAAGCGCCGGAUUGUCAAGUCAGCCUGCGCUCCUCUGCCAAUCUGCUCGGCAUGCGCGAUCUCCAUGCAGACAGCAUCACCCGCCUGGUGAGGAUCCCAGGCAUCGUGAUUGGCGCAUCCACCCUCUCCUCUCGUGCCACGCACCUGCAAAUCAUGUGCAAAGAGUGUCGUACACUCAAGACGCUGCCCAUCUCUGCCGGAUUUGGCGGCUUCUCUUUGCCGCGCAACUGCAGCGGACCAGAGGGGAUGGAGGGACAACAGACCAAGCCCAACUGCGGCAUCGAUCCUUUUGUCAUCCUCCACGACAAGUGCAGGUUCGUCGAUGCGCAGACCAUCAAGCUGCAAGAGGCGCCCGACAUGGUUCCCGUGGGUGAGCUGCCUCGACACAUGCUCCUGUCUGCUGACAGGGCACUGUGCGGCAGGGUGGUGCCUGGAAGCCGCAUCAUCGCCACGGGUGUGUACAGCACCUUUGCCCCAAGCAGCUCUCGAGGAGGCAAAAUGGGUGGAGCGGUGGCCCUUCGACAGCCGUACCUGCGCGUCGUAGGUCUCGAGAUUGACGCAGAAGGUGCAGCAGGCAGAGGAGCUGCUCGACUAUUCACUGUAGCGGAAGAGGACGAGUUCAGCCGGUUUGCGAGGACGCCACAGCUUUACGAAAAGUUUGCUAGGAGCAUUGCGCCCAGCAUCUUUGGCAAUGAGGACAUCAAAAAGGCCAUCACCUGCCUCUUGUUCGGAGGCAGCAAAAAAGUGCUGCCUGAUGGGAUGCGCCUCCGAGGCGACAUCAACGUCCUGCUUCUCGGCGAUCCUGGUACGGCCAAAUCUCAGCUGCUCAAAUUCGUUGAAAAGGUGAGCCCAUUGAGCAGUCGUGCUGCGGCGGCGCACGCGCAGUCGUUUGCUGACGCUGUUCGCCUCCUCUUGCUCUCUCCCUAGGCGGCCCCGAUCGCAGUGUACACGUCCGGCAAGGGUAGCAGCGCAGCAGGUCUUACCGCAUCGGUGCAGAGGGACACGCAGUCUGUAAGUUUGAGCCCUUGUCAACGCGACUUGUCUUUGCUACGAGCGCUCACAUCGCCACAUCGACCUGCUUCUCCACAGCGCGAAUUCUACCUGGAAGGCGGUGCCAUGGUGCUGGCCGACGGUGGCGUGGUCUGCAUCGACGAGUUUGACAAGAUGCGCGAUGAAGAUCGCGUGGCCAUCCACGAGGCCAUGGUGAGUUGGUUGCUCGCCUUGGGCCGCGUGCCGCGUGCCGCCUCGGCGGUCGAUUUGAUGCGAAUGCCCCUCCCCGACGCGCCACCGCAGGAGCAACAAACGAUUUCGAUUGCAAAGGCGGGCAUCACCACGAUUCUCAACUCGCGCACCUCCGUCUUGGCUGCGGCGAAUCCCGUGUUCGGAAGGUACGACGAUAUGAAGUCGCCUGGGGAGAAUAUCGAUUUUCAGACGACGAUUCUGAGUCGAUUUGACAUGAUCUUCAUCGUCAAGGACGAGCACGAUGAGGGAAGAGAUCGUACCAUCGCCAAGCACGUCAUGAACAUUCACAUGAACAGACCUGGAGCGAAUCCCGCUUCGGAGGUGGUGGGAGAGAUCGACAUGGACAAGAUGAAGCGUUAUGUGGCCUACUGCAAAGCGCGUUGCGCGCCGCGCUUGUCGGAGGAAGCGAGCGAGAAGCUGAGCAGUCAUUUUGUGGCGCUGAGAAAGCAGAUUGCCCAGGUGGAGCGCGACAAUGACGAGCGAAGCAGCAUCCCCAUCACGGUGCGACAGCUGGAAGCCAUCAUUCGCAUGAGCGAGAGUCUGGCCAAAGUGACGCUCAGCCCUACGGUGCAGGAAGAGCACGUAGAGGAGGCCAUUCGACUGUUCAAAUUCUCCACCAUGGACGCCGUGCAAGCUGGUUCGGUGGACGGCAUGACGCGCGGCGAGCUGCAGGAAGAGGUGCAAAAGUUGGAGAGGGAGAUUAGGAGGAGAUUGCCCAUUGGCUGGAGCGUCUCCGCUUCCAGACUGCGAAACGAAUUCGUAGAGGCGCAAGGCUUUACGCAGCACGCUCUUGACAGGACGCUGUACGUGCUGGAAAAGAGGGACGUCUUGCGUUUCUCUAACCAGAGAAAAGUCGUCACUAGGACCGGCGUCUAG